UAUCUUUACCGAAUAAAAUGCCGUACGAAUCUGACGAUCCCAGUUCAAACGCUUGCAAUGCCAAGAUCCUGUUGCUUUGCAAAACCGUUGAAGCCCACAACGAUCCUGAGUGUUGGUGCCAGUGAUCAGCCAUCGCAAAUCAAAAGAUCGCAGCUGACGGCUCGGUUGGUUCGGCUGGUUAAGCCGCUUUCGGGCCUUGGCAGACCUAACCCGCAGCGUGCAGAACCGAUAUGGAGCGACUAAUGAAUGGAUAUGCAGCCAUUGAUCUGCGGCCAAAAAGAGGCGCAUCAUUUACAACGGUCUGCUUGAUUGGCUGUCGUGCCGCACCAGUAUCGGAAUGCCGAAGGAGUGGUCAAUCGGACUCCCCAAGACAGAAGAUAUAAGGAAUUGGAAAACACAUGACCGAGAAAUGUCUCAAAUCUAGAGAAAGCAGCCAGGAAGAGAGCGGAAAGAGGCUGUGGGAUGCAUGUUUGAGACGGGGAGAGUGGAACGGUUGAAUGAACGACUGGUUCAGAAAGUUAUCCGCGAAGUUAAUUUAUCUACGCUCAGCCAUCCAUUCGCUUUCUCCUCCGGUGUUUGAGCGUGCUGGAUGGUCAUAGUGGCGCUGCAAAGUGGAUUGUUUCGCUUUUAACAGCAUUAUCCAAUUAAAUUUCGUUAACAGCAAUUAAUACCAACGAAAUCAUUGCGGAUAACAGGUACCCGGAAUGCAGCGCUGAAUAUUAUCUGGAUUAAAACAGCAAAAUAUUUAUUCUGGUUGAGUGGACAGUCUCGUAUCAAAAUGUUUAGCGGUAGCGGGCCUCACAUGGAUACCAGAACUUGAUCUAAGCCCGCAUAGCAGGCUUCACAGCUAGUUGGCGCGGCGGGCACGCCAAAGGUGAAAGGAUGGCGCUAAUUUGGCGGCAGAUAUUAUUCCAUUUAUCCCUUGCCUUUUUCCCGUCAGUAUUCUCCCAAGACGCUUGUUCCCAGAGCAGCUGUUAUCCCGCCACUGGAGAUUUAUUAAUCGGCCGAGAAGACAAGUUAUCCGCUACGUCAACAUGCGGCUUAGGAAGACCGGAGCGUUAUUGUAUUGUUAGUCAUUUAGAGGAUGAGAAAAAGUGCUUCCGGUGCGACUCGCGACAGCCUUAUGUGCCGGGCUUAAACGAGAACAGCCACAGGAUCGAGAAUGUUGUGUAUAAGCUGACACCUCAGCGAAAACGGACGUGGUGGCAAGCCCAAAAUGGACUGUCUAACGUGUCCAUCCGUCUGGAUUUGGAAGCGGAAUUCCACUUCACGCAUUUAGUUUUAACUUUCAAGACUUUCCGUCCAUCUGCCAUGCUAAUUGAGCGCUCGCAUGAUUUUGGGCGUACUUGGCAUGUGUACCGAUAUUUCGCAUAUGACUGCGGAGAAUCUUUCCCCGGUGUACCAACAGGUCUUCCCAGGCAAAUUACCGAUGUGAUUUGCGAGUCGCGUUACUCUGCGCAAGCGCCAUCAACGGACGGCGAGGUUGUCUUUCGUGUACUGCCUUCGAAUAUUGACAUCCGAGAUCCCUACAGUAUGGAGGUGCAGAAUUUGCUUAAAAUGACCAAUCUGCGAAUUAACUUUACGAAGCUCCAUACCCUGGGUGACAACUUGUUGGACAAUCGACCGGAAAUCAGAGAAAAGUAUUAUUACGCUAUUCAUGAGAUGGUCGUUCGUGGAAGUUGCUCGUGCUACGGCCACGCAGCACGUUGUAUCGCAAUCCCAGGAGUUAUCCCGAAUCCUGACAUGGUUCAUGGAAGAUGUGAAUGCACUCACAAUACCAAAGGUCUUAACUGCGAGCAGUGUGAAGAUUUCUUUAAUGAUCUCCCGUGGAAGCCAGCCGUUGGCUUAGAUACGAACGCCUGCAAACGUUGCGAAUGUAAUAGCCACGCCACCCGCUGUCACUUUGAUCCUGCGCUUUUCGAGGCCACCGGAAGAACGAGCGGCGGCAUUUGCGAUGAUUGCCAGCACAACACUAUGGGCCGAAAUUGCGAGAUGUGCAAGAAUUACUUUUAUCAUGACCCAUCCCGAGACAUCACAGACUCGGAAGCCUGCCAGCCGUGCGACUGCGAUCCUCGAGGAUCCCUUAACGAUGGGCUCUGUGAUUCCAAACAAGAUGCCAUUAACGAUCUGGAAGCCGGUCGGUGCCAUUGUAAGCGCUGGGUAACUGGACGUCGCUGUGAUGGGUGUAUGGAUGGCUACUAUGACCUGAACGAAAACAACACAGAAGGCUGUCUCGCGUGUUCCUGUAAUCUCUUGGGAACUAUCGGCAACACCGGAUGUGACAAAGUAACCGGCCAGUGUACUUGCAAGCGAUUUGUCACGGGGGAAAAUUGUGACCAAUGUGCGGAAGGCUACUGGGGAAUGAGCGCAGACCGCGAUGGAUGUAAAGCAUGUGAUUGUGAUUUGGGCGGAAGUUAUGACAAUAACUGCGACCUACAGACCGGACAGUGCCGUUGUCGCCCUAACGUUGCGGGUAGAAGGUGCGAACAACCAAGCAACGGCUUUUUUGCGCCAUAUUUGGAUUAUCAUGUGUUCGAAGCCGAGGAUGCAAGAGGAUCACCGAAUACCCGGCUAAUUAUCCGUGAACGCCAUGCUGAUCGUGGUGCUACGUGGACCGGACCCGGUUUCGUGCAAGUAUCGGAGGGCGCUACUCUGGAGUUCACCUUGGAUAAUGUUCCUUAUUCCACCGAAUAUCACAUCCUUGUGCGCUAUGAUUCCACUGGCAAUCGUGACUGGCGAGAGAUCGGCAUGGAGCUUAUACGCCCGCCGACUGGAGACCCUUCCGGACCGUGUGCCAACGAAAUUCAACAACCGGGUUAUAUGAUCACGUCUCUUCCGGCUGGACAGCGGUACCAGUUCGUCAAUCCCCCGGUUUGCUUGGAACGUGGGCAGACCUACACUUUGAAGUUGGACUUUGGCCGACAAGGCGAUCCGGGUGGCUCAGCCGCAAGUGCAGUCAUGAUCGAUUCGGUGGCUAUCAUUCCCAACAUGAACAGUAUUCCAUUUUUCCAAGGAAGGGAAGGCGAAUAUCAUAAAGCUGAGUUUGAUCGCUAUCGUUGUUUGGAUUCCCAGCUGAGUGCGGUGAAAUCUGACCUUCAUGAAGUUUGCCGGAAGUACCUAAAUUCCAUAUCGUUACUGAUAGAAGGAGAAGCGCUACCUUGUGAAUGCGACAAUACUGGAUCACAUAGCAUAGUGUGCGGUGCCCUGGGUGGACAGUGCAAAUGCAAACCUAAUGUGGCUGGUCGAACUUGUGAUCGCUGCGCUCCCGGCACAUUUGGCUUUGGACCUCGGGGUUGUGCUGAAUGCGAAUGCAAUAGUAUCGGCAGCGAGGAUAACUCAUGCGACGUCACUUCUGGACAAUGCAAGUGCCGGCCGAAUACUUUUGGCCGACGCUGUGACGAGUGCCAAGCGGGUUUUUACAACUACCCGGUGUGCGAACGAUGUCAGUGCAGUGGGCGUGCCGACAUCUGUGAUCCUAGAACGGGAGCGUGUAUCAGUUGUCGGGAUAAUACCACGGGACACAACUGCGAACGCUGCUUGGAUGGCUAUUAUGGCGAUCCGCAGCCGGGUGGCGGUGUACCGUGUCGCCCAUGCCCUUGUCCCGGAGGAAUCGACAGCGGUUUCCAACAUGCCACAUCGUGCUAUUUGGAUCCGACCACACAGGAUGUGGUAUGUCGGUGUGAUGUCGGCUAUACUGGGUCGAAAUGCGAGCGGUGUGACGAGGGAUUUUUUGGAAAUCCAUUGGUUCCUGGGGGAACAUGUUCUCCGUGCCAGUGCAGAGGCAACAUCGAACCAUUGGCUCCUGGUAGCUGUGAUCCGAAUACCGGGCAGUGCCUUAAAUGUUUAUUCAAUACUGAAGGCUUCCACUGUGAGCGGUGCAAAGCUGGCUACUUUGGUGAUGCACGUCGACAGAAUUGUCGGCGCUGUGUGUGCGAUGUCCUGGGCACCGAUCCCAUCGGUGGCGACUGCGAUCGCACAACCGGACAGUGUCCAUGUCUGCCUAAUGUCCUUGGUCUAACGUGUGAUCACUGUAAGGAAAACCACUGGAAACUAGCCAGUGGCAAGGGCUGUGACCCGUGCGGGUGCGAUCCGAAAGGAGCCAUAUCGGCGCAGUGUGAUUUAUAUAUGGGAAUGUGUCGUUGUCAACGCGGUCGCGGAGGCCGCACAUGUUCGGACUGCGAAACUAAUUACUGGGGCGAUCCGGAAAAGAAGUGUGAAUUAUGUCAGUGCAAUUUGGAGGGAUCAGAAUCUCGACAGUGCAACAAAAAGGAUGGGUCUUGUGUGUGUCUGCCUGGUGUGAUGGGAUACCAGUGUGACAAAUGCACCCGAGGAUGGCGCGGUGAAGUUCCGAACUGCCAGCCAUGUGGCGAGUGCUUCAAUAAUUGGGAUGAAAUCCUUACCGAUUUAAAACGAGAAAGUGCCUCUCUUAUUGACCGCGCCAACCAGGUGAAAGAGCAGGGAGUCGGGGGCGCUUACGAGUCAGAAUUCAAGGCUAUGGAGAAAAAGCUGAAUCAAGUGGAUAAUAUUGUCUCCAGUACGAAUAUCAGCGCUGCCCAAGUCGCCAAUAUUCAGAACGUCCUGAAAGCGCUCAAAAAGAAUCUGACAUCCAGUGAAAAGAAGCUGCGAGAAGUUCAGGACAAGAUAACCAAUGCAACCCUCAGAGUACAAACUGUUAAUACCGAUAUAGGCGUUUUGCAAGCGAGCCUUCAGUCAUUAACCGAAGAUGCUAUGAACCUCAAAGACAAUGCCACAGCGCUGCAGGAAGCCAAUGUCGAAGGUGCCCUCAAUCUGACAAAGGAAGCUCAGGGCCGCUCCCAAGACGCCUUGAACCGUGUAUUGCAGUCCACGCAUACGCUAAGUGUUGCGGAGAAGAUAAGGAAAAAUGCGGAAGAGCAGUUGAAAAUGGAAGAAGAAGCUCUGAAUUUAGCGCAGCAAGAGAACGAAGAUCUCCUACAGGAACUGGAUCGAAAAGUCGUGGAGUUAAACGCUAACAUUCCUAGUUUAAACAGCAUGGUGUGCGACCGAGCAGGAAAUCCAUGCGACGAUGUUUGUGGUGGAGCUGGUUGUGGCCGGUGCGGAGGAUUAAGUUGCGAUCAAGGCGCUUUACAGAAAUCAAAAAACGCUUUGGAUCUGUCCAAGAAGGCAGAAGAAAAGCUAGAAACGGUCGAAAUAAAAGCCGGAAGAUUGCUCGAAGAGGUUAAUAAGGCUCAAGCGCAAUCCCUGCAAGCCUUGACUAUAACCGAGGAUGCUGCCGUGUCGGCUGCGAAUGCAAAGAACGUGUCUAAUGAUCUCAAAAAAGACCUGGAAAGUCUACUCGUGGAAAUCGAAAAAUUCACGACAGAAGACCGUGCAAAGCCGUCUGAUAUCAGACGACUUGCAGAUGAAAUCAAAAACAUGAGCAUUUCUUUGUCGGAAAGCGAGGUCAUGCAGCUUGCACUGCAGAUCAACCAAACCAUUCUCGGACUGACCAAUAUUGAUGCAAUUAUUAGAGAAACAGCAGUGGACGCACAAACCGCAGAAAACGUUAAACGGCGGGCCGAAGAUAUCAGAAAUAAAACAAAGAAUGUCCUGAAAGUGGCACAAGAAGUGCGCGAUGCACUCCAAGCAGCCAAAGCAGCUCAAAACGUGGCUCAAGCAGCAAUCAGCAAUGCCACUCUGGAUAUCGCCGAAGCCGGAAAAGAUUUGGCGGAAACCUCCAAUGGAACGGACAAUGCUGAAGCCACUGCAGCCACUUCACUGGAAGGUGCCCUGUCUCUUCAAAUUCGCUUGAGGGACAUUGAGAGGAACUUUACUGAGAACCGGCUUAGACUGCAAAAGGCGGAGACGGAAACGCGUAAUGCGCAAAAUCUGGCAGAUGCUGUUGACCGGAAAGCCACCCAGUUGGACGCUCGCUACAAAACUGCGCAGACGGAACUGGGAAAAAAGACCAGCUCGCUCGGCGGCGAAGUCCAAACGCGCGCUACCACUUUACGCGAGAAAGCCAACCGGCUCCGGCAAGAGACGCAGAGUCAGAUCCGUACACUGAGCGAUCUGGAGACUCAGCUGCCGCAAAAUGAGCAAAAAAUCCAACAGCUCAGCAGUGAAAUAGAUGAAUUAUUACGGAGGAUGAAUGAUGCUUACAGCGUAAUCGAUGCACGCGAAAAGCACUACCGGACAUGCGCCAGCUAGUUGGAUCAUGCGAAACUGCUAAGUGUGUCUUGGCGGCACAAACUGUUUAUCUGCUGUUUGUACAACGAUUGCAAGUGACCCAAAGGAAAAGAAUAACUAGUUUCUGUGUUCCUUUUACUGUUUGAUUUUUUACGUCUUCUCUUACCGUAUUUGUUGUAAUGUACUCAUUUUUCGUCAGUGACUCAGUUGAUGCAUUUCUGAAAAUCUGCUCAUGGCCUGUACUUGAUUUGUUUUUAUCUUCUAUGCACUUCCAUCUGAUAGGUUUAGUUGCCUUGUAUUUCAAAUUGGUUAAAAGAUGAAAUUCACGUAGACUUAUUAAUAGCGAUACAAAG
Molecule: messenger RNA, 6500 nt
Organism: Paramacrobiotus metropolitanus
Lineage: Eukaryota; Metazoa; Tardigrada; Eutardigrada; Parachela; Macrobiotidae
Product: laminin subunit beta-1-like
Exons: 22
Coding region: 883-6168 (1761 amino acids)
Biological process (GO): substrate adhesion-dependent cell spreading; basement membrane assembly; cell migration
Cellular component (GO): laminin trimer
Source: RefSeq, a predicted model, not a curated record